Messenger RNA from Psammomys obesus (fat sand rat), 1504 nucleotides. It is a transcript of the gene Bcas1, whose product is annotated as brain enriched myelin associated protein 1. The transcript is spliced from 9 exons. The record is from RefSeq and is a predicted model, not a curated record. Gene Ontology annotation, biological process: myelination. NCBI's taxonomy places the organism in Eukaryota, Metazoa, Chordata, Mammalia, Rodentia, Muridae. Bases 131 to 1504 code for a protein of 457 amino acids.
GCAGGGGGCCAGGCUCUGCAGAUAGUCUGGUACUGGGCAGCAACAGCUGGAGACACAGGAAGCGCAGAGACGACUGCUGAAAACAUCAGGGGACCCACGAUACUUCCACUAGCAGCUCACCAGAGGAACAAUGGGCAACCAAAUGAGCGUCCCACUGAGAACUGAAGAGCAAGAGAAUGACCCGGAUGCAGACACUUACAAGGUGGUGUCAGACAAUGAGUGUGUUCAGAAUGGGAACCCAGUGAUGGUGUCUACUCAUGUGAUUCAGCACUACGAUGAAGUCGAUUUGGGCAUAAGCAUCUCGAAGGAUAAUGUGGCUACUUCUUCCCCCAAGACAAUGGAGGCCCAUGCUGUGGCCGAUGCCAACGGAAAGAAUCUUGGGAAAGAAGCCAAGCCCGAGGCACCAGCUGCUAGAUCGCGUUUUUUCUUGACACUCUCUCGGCCUGUACCAGGACGUCCCGGGGACCAAGGCACGGAUUCAUCGGCUGCUGCGGGGAGGCUUGAUGUCAGCCCCGGCACAGCGCCUGUGAACAAAGACCCAAGUGAGCACGGGGCACUUCCGAUGGCAGCUGCACCAGGGCCGGCUGCUGAUAAAACCCCAGGGUGCACGGAGGCCAAGCAGCCGGGCCUCCCUGCCACCUGCCCACCAGCACCUUCACCACCUGAGUCCCGGGCAGAAGCCCCCUCCAGGCCUAAGGAUUUCAGCUUUUUGAACAGAUUCUUUAAGCUGGACAGGGGAAGAGAGAGUGUGCCCGCGGACAGCCAGCCUGAAGAAGCCAAAGGGGUCGAAGAUCAAGUCCAGGCCACAGAGGCUCCUGCUGUGCCAGGGAAUUCCCAGGCUGUCCCUGCAGGGGAGGACAUAGUCGACAGCGAGGAGAGAGGACAAGAAAUUGACACCGUGCGUUAUUCUAUCCCUGGAGACCCAGAGGUACUGGGGCCCGCGAAGGAGGACCCCCAGGUGGUAGAUACCACAGAGAAUAGUAGCCCCAUUAUGAGCUUCUUCAAGACCCUAGUUUCGCCUAACAAAACUGAAACAAAAAAGGAUCCAGAAAACACGAAGGCAGCCAAGGCAGACAGUGUCUGUGAUGGACACGUUGGCCCGAAGAUGGAGAUGCAGGCUAAAAGCAAGAAGAAACGCCUGGACAGCCCCAGGCUAGGACUCACCUUUAGAAAGUUCUUUAGGCAUAAGGAUACUGAAAAUUCACCCGCUACUUCAGCCAAUGUCAAGUCAGACAAAGUCAGCUUCGCGCCCCAGGAGACCCAAGGGGCGAGCAAGAGUUCAAAAAGCUGCAGCCCAUCCGGUCCUGUGCCACCUACCAAGGCCAGUGACACAACAAAGGAAGGCGGCAAGGAGAAGUCGGGGCCCACAUCCUCCCCUCUGGGAAAACUGUUCUGGAAGAAGAACAUGAGGGUGUCCACCAUCUCACCAGCAGGCGGUAUUGGUCUGUGGCCUACGACAAAGCUGGCGGAGGAGCGCCACGCACAGAAACGGUGGCGGGGCUGA